Messenger RNA from Daucus carota subsp. sativus, 606 nucleotides. RefSeq lists its product as uncharacterized. Gene Ontology annotation, molecular function: double-stranded telomeric DNA binding. Bases 1 to 606 code for a protein of 201 amino acids. The transcript is spliced from 5 exons. NCBI's taxonomy places the organism in Eukaryota, Viridiplantae, Streptophyta, Magnoliopsida, Apiales, Apiaceae. The record is from RefSeq and is a predicted model, not a curated record.
AUGGGUAAUAAGUGGACAUCCGAAGAGGAAGCUGCCCUAAGAAAAGGUGUAAGUAAACAUGGUACUGGGAAAUGGCGCAAAAUUCUUAGUGAUCCUGAGUUCAGCACCGCGUUGGUUCACCGAACCAAUGUGAGCAUCAAGGACAAGUGGAGAUCUCUGAAUUUAGCAAGGAUUGAUUCUCCAAACGCCAAUAUCGGACACUAUAAUGAAUCUGUGGCUUUUAUUGGGGAGGGCAGUGGUAAAGAUGGAAUUGCUCAACCUAGCACACUGGCCAUAGCUUAUGAAUCAUCAGAAGAUGAAAAUGAGAAACUAGCAUCAAGGUUUCGCAAACUGGACGAUUUAACUGAUGUGAAGCUGGAAUCCAGUAAUAUGCUCGAACAGGUGCAGCAAGAAAGGGAGUAUGUUUCAGCAGCCUCAGACAGAGUGAAGGCCGCAGUUGAUGCGGAAGUGUGGAGGAUUAGGCAUAUGGCUGAAGCUGCUAUGGCAGAGGCUGAAGAAGCAGAAAAAGAGGCGGUAGAGGCUGAACGUCUUGCAGAAGAGAAACAAUCUAUUGCUGAUGAAUUAGAAAGAAAAUUAAUGGAAAAGAAGGAUAGAGCUGUUCUAUAA